Messenger RNA from Solanum lycopersicum (tomato), 1379 nucleotides. NCBI's taxonomy places the organism in Eukaryota, Viridiplantae, Streptophyta, Magnoliopsida, Solanales, Solanaceae. The record is from RefSeq and is a predicted model, not a curated record.
AUUUCAUCCUUCUUUUUACCCUUUUCUUUUCCUUUUUAUUUCUUCCUUACCAUUUUCAAACCUCAAAAAUCUCCACUCCCGCGUAAGAAUACGAUACGCUUCUUCUUUUGCCAAACUAACAAUGGACGACUCAUUAAGCAAAUUCUGCAAAACCAUGGCCGUUUUCUGUAACAAUCUCGAAAACAGCUGCUACGCUCUCAAAGAGUCAGUGGAUCGUCGCCCCAUACCCCUUGAUUCAGCUUCGACGACCUUUGUACAAAGCCUGAACCAGAGAGUAAUGUCACUAAGCGGUAACCUCAAUGUGCUGGAGUCCAUGUCUUGUGGAACGGUGUCGUUCGAGGAGCUGCUGGGCCAUUGCAAUGAAGUUUUCAAGAAGAACCAAACUGAUCUUCUGUCCCUUCAGGACCGUCUCCAUAAUCUUGGCUACAUUGCUUCUGUCAAUCUUAUUGGUGAAGAUAGUGAAGGAGAAGAAGAGGACCCUAAUGUUUCAGAAGAUUUAUCUUAUGACUGCAGCUUAGACUUCAAGAAAAUUGAAGAUGAUCCUUUGCUGGAUGAUACUCUGAAUUUGCAGAACCUUGGUCUCUCUGAUGUUUGCCUAGCUACCAUAGCAUCUGAAGCAAAUACUAUAUAUGAGAAAGAGGGAUGCUAUCUAUCCACCGAAAAGAAACAGGAUAGUAGAGAUGGGAAAAUGAACGAGGAAUUGAAGUCAUCUGAAGAUAUUCAGUCACUGAUAACUGUGUCAGAAGAUGAUUAUGAAAACCUCCCCAAACAUAUGAAGAAUUUAGCUUCAUGGCAGGAGUUAGUUGUUGCUGUUGAGAAGAUGAACUCAUUCCUUGACACAAAAAAGACCAGGCCAUACUCCUUCCAGCAAGCUGAAAUUGUGGAAUUAGGAUUAGUGAACUCAUAUGGAUCAAGCAACUGUUGUAGGAGUUGAAUUUUGGAGGUACUAAAGAUGGAACUUGUGUGUGAUAAUGAAGCUAUUCUUAACAUUGCGUCAAAUCCAAUAUUUCACGAGAGGACCAAACACAUCGAAAUUGAGUGUUAUUUCGUUAGAGAAACUGUAUUCUCAGGAAGCAUCUUCACAAGGUUCGUGCGGUCAAGUGAUCAAUCUGUAGACAUUUUUACCAAGUCCCUAGCCGGUCCCAGAACAAGUUAUACAUGUAACAGGCUUAGUACAUAUAAUUUGUAUACACUAGCUUGCCGGGGGGUGGGGUGUUAGAAUCAUAUGAACGUUCUAUAGCAUAUGUGUAAAUAUAAUUUAAUCCUAUUUUAAUUAGGUAUUGAUUUGUAUCGAUUUCUUUUCCUUUUUAGGACAUGUAAACUUGCCUAUUUAGACUCCAAUAGCUUGUUGGAAUAAUCAAGCUGAAUUCUCUCUCAAA